ACUAUGUAUUCAUCUACACAACAAUAACUCAAUAACAAAAAAAUUAAACUCACCUUCUUCUUCUUUUUUGAUAACCUUGGGUGAUACAUUCGUCUCUCUAACAACAUAUUUUGAUUAGGGGGGAAAAUGCCCACUAAAGAUCAGAAAGUUUCGACUUGGUUCUUUGUUCCGGCUGUGUUGGCCGUCUUGUCCAUAAUCUCGUAUCGGAUCAUUCUUGUGCCUGGAGAUGUAGAGGGCAGCAAAAAUAUAUUGGCAGCGGCUAAGACCAUUCCAGUUCCUGUUGUUGGACCAGAGAGCAUUGAAUUUGAUCCGCAAGGAGAAGGUCCUUAUGCCGCCGUCGUGGAUGGCCGUAUUCUCAAGUGGCGCGGCGAUGAUCUCGGCUGGGUUGAUUUUGCCUACACAUCUCCUCACAGAGGGAACUGCUCAAGAAAUGACGUGGUGCCUAGUUGUGGAAGGCCAUUGGGACUAACUUUUGAGAAGAAAACGGGAGAUUUGUACAUCUGCGAUGGUUACUUGGGGCUCAUGAAGGUUGGACCAAAGGGAGGCUUGGCUGAGUUACUUGUUGAUGAAGUUGAAGGCCGUAAAAUUAUGUUUGCCAACCAAGGGGACAUGGACGAAGAGGAAGAUGCCUUCUACUUCAAUGACAGUAGCGACAAGUAUCAUUUCAGGGACGUAUUUAUGGAAGGUGUCAGUAUGGACCCGUCAGGAAGAGUGAUCAGAUACGAUAAGAAGACGAGAGAGGCCAAAGUUGUCAUGGACAAUCUGCGAUGUAAUAACGGUUUGGCUCUAAACAAAGAUCGGUCUUUCCUAAUCACAUGCGAGUCCGGCACGAGUCUUGUCCACAGAUACUGGAUCAAAGGUCCCAAAGCCGGUACUCGUGACAUCUUUUCGAAGGUCCCGGGUUACCCAGACAACAUCCGGCUGACACCGACGGGAGACUUUUGGAUUGGUAUACACUGCAAGAGAAGCCUGUUAGGUCGAUUUAUUGUGAAGAAUCAGUGGUUUGGGAAAUUAGUUGAAAAGACAGUAAAAAUGGAGUACGUGAUAGCUUUCCUUAACGGAUUUAAGCCGCAUGGGGUCGCCGUGAAAAUAUCCGGUGAGACCGGAGAGGUUCUUGAAGUACUUGAAGACAAAGAAGGAAAGACAAUGAAGUAUGUAAGUGAGGUUUAUGAGAGAGAUGAUGGAAAGUUAUGGUUUGGGUCUGUUUAUUGGCCAGCCAUUUGGGUUUUUGAUCGCAAAUGAGUGACCGAUCAUGUUUUAUCGACCUUUUAAGUGUUUUGAAUAUUUAUAGGGAAGAUAAUGGGCCAACAUUUGCUAACUACACGCUUACAUACUGUAAUUUGAUUUUAAGAUGAUUUGCUUCACCAA
Molecule: messenger RNA, 1368 nt
Organism: Capsella rubella
Lineage: Eukaryota; Viridiplantae; Streptophyta; Magnoliopsida; Brassicales; Brassicaceae
Product: protein STRICTOSIDINE SYNTHASE-LIKE 9
Exons: 3
Coding region: 127-1242 (371 amino acids)
Biological process (GO): biosynthetic process
Molecular function (GO): strictosidine synthase activity
Source: RefSeq, a predicted model, not a curated record